AUGGCUCCACGGGCAUACCCGACUCUCUCUCUCGAGUUCUUCUCCACAGUUCAAAUGCACGAAGAAGGGAAGUAUCUCACUGCUCGGCUCAAGAGCAAAGAAUACAAGAUCACCAACAAGUUGCUAAAUGACAUUUUCCAGAUUGAUAUUAAGGACCCAAGAGGCAGUUCGGCGGGGUUUAAGGCGGACCCGCAUUGGCCACUUUUAUCCCCUUGUGCGACAUUUAAGGCAACUGGGGCAUCUUCCAGUUUCGUCUCGGAUGUGGUGCUAGGCGUGGUCCACAAGUACAUUUGCCAUACGAUUUUCGGCAAAAAGGAAUCGAACAUAGUCAGCAAGCAACAGGUGUUCAUUUUAUGGUCUUUAUCCCAAGGGAAAUCGGUGUACAUGCUUCAGUACCUCAAGAGAGCUCUCUUCGACAUUCGGAACAAUGUGAGACGUGGGGCAAACCUGGGACACAUAGUGGCGGAGAUUGUGGCGCAUUUCAAUGUCCAAACUGACGAACCGUGUAUGCCGUCCGAGUGGAUCGGGGCUUCAGAACUCUACCAUACUGAGUUCAUCAUGUGUGGCCACAUUGUUCCCGUCUACGAGCGGACUUGCUAUAUCAACUACAUAAAGGCGCUGGAGACGGCGGCCGCAGUUGCGGCGGCCGCAGCCGCAGGUCCGUCCCACACGACGGCGGGGACGUCCGGUGCCCCAUCUCAGACACCAAUCCAAUCUGCCGCCGGCGAGGGUACAACCGCCAAUGACGAGCCUCAUCAGGAGUCCUCUCAGCUUUCGCCUCUGAUGCCAGGGCAAACCGAUGCUUAUUCUGACGAGGCUCCUGUCUGGUUUUCUGAGUAUGAGGCUCGGAAUGAUGCCCGCUUGACGGCUUUCACCGAACAGAACGACGCACGUUGGACGUCGUACGUAGAGUCCAACGACGUGCAUUGGACAGAGCAGACCAGACGGUGGAAUGAGUUUAUGCGGGACAAUGCGGCACACUGGACCGCUCACGACAGUCGAUGGGACACCUGGGCGGAGCGGCAGUACCAGCAGAGUCGCUCGUCCAGUUGCUGCGCGAAAUCGAGGGUUGUUGGAGUUGCUGUGGGGUCGUCUGCGCGUGGACAGGGGAGCGGCGGAGAAGGGCUGUUGAUUCACGGCGAGUCGCGGCGGAGGAGGCUCUGCGCGAGUUCAAGGGAGGAGGAUGAAAACGAUGAGGAUCGUGAGAUUCGUUUUCUGUCGAGAUCGAGAAGAUAG
This is a messenger RNA of Striga asiatica, 1236 nucleotides long. The record is from the annotation of a GenBank genome assembly. Lineage: Eukaryota; Viridiplantae; Streptophyta; Magnoliopsida; Lamiales; Orobanchaceae.